CCGUGGGUUGUUGAUCUUGCCAGUGCAGAUCAACCUUAUUCCUGCAAGCAAAUCGAAGAAACAUGCAAGAACAAGAUAAAAGCAAUCUAAAUUGCAAAUAGGAAUUGAGUACAAAUGAUAAGUUUGGGGUUCUAUAACGAGCAAACCGGCGAUCUAACCGAUCACGGGAUUACCCGGCAAAGUAGCAAAGCUAAACUUUAAUCUAAACAAAACCCAAGAAACCCUGAAGGGGAAUCUAACUAUUUAUGGAGAUGGGUGGACCCGAGGUCGUCCUCCACCUAGUUGGGGUGCACCCCACAUGGGCUCCACUUGGGCCGGGGUCCCAAACGAAGUUACAAGCCCAUAGGCCCAUUAUAGGUGACGCAACACCUUGUUCUAUCAAUUGCGGCUCACUGAGAUGGAGUUUCGCAAUGAGGCUGGAUCCGUUGGAAAAAUGACUCCGAGAGCUUUCCAUGAAGUACUCACGGGUCGAAAACAGAGCUCGUAUGCAGAUUUGGCGGCCGUUUGAAGUCAGCAGUGUAGCAGGUGGCCAAAUCGGAUUCUAGCACUUGGAGGACUUGAUCUUUAUAUCAUCUUGUUCAUCCAUUAUGUGAGCAAUGGUUGUAUCUGUAGUAGUCAUGGUCACAUCACUUAUCUUUGUCCUAGAUUUUCUUUUUGAAGUUGUGUAUAAGCACUAAUACUGAGAUGUGCACCUCUGCAUCAGCAUACCAGAGACAUGAGUGAAAUCAAUGGAGUCAGAAGGUAUUUUGAAAUAUUUGAUUGAGAAGACAUGCUUGAGCAUCAUAAGGUUUAUCUUUAUUUUUCCCCCAAAUGUUGCAUUAUAUCCUCAAAGAAAACGGUGUUAUACAUGCAAAUAUUGAUGAUGGUAUUAAUUAAUCAUGGCUUGCAUUUGACAAACAUGAGGCUAAAAAUAGUUAGUACUUUCUGGUUAUGUAAAGUCCUUUUCCAAGAGUUCAAUUCUUUUAUCCAUGAGGAAUAAGUAUUAUCAUAUUAAUGUGCUUUAUCAAGGUGGUUUGUACUAGGGUCACAAGCUUUAAGACUUGAAAUGCUAUGUUUUUUUUUUGCCUCCAUCCUUUUUUGUCUACACAUAUUCUACAGAGUGCAACUAGAUCAAAUCAGACUUAAUUAUCUCCAAACUCCAAUAGAACUGAACAAUAUGUCUAUCAUGUGAUAUAUUGUUGAUCUUUGCAACAUUCUGUUUAACUAAUGUGAAAUUGUUAACUACUUUCCUCAGUUGAUGGCGUAUAACUCUUGUCCACAUCUCUUCCAGGUAAAACGCAUUAUUCUUCCCCUUGGUCUUGGAGGUGAUGAUCAAUAUGAUUAUUAUUGGAAUUACCUUGUGUACAUUGUUUCUACUUGUGCAGAACUUUUUUUACAUUGAUAUCUUUAAACUUUGACACUUUUUUUACAGUAUAAAAGCAAAUACUUUGGUUCUUUAACUAAAGAAGGAACUUCUAUGGCCUAGAAAAUUCGCACCGUGUUGAAGAUAAUAAAUCGGCAGUACUAACUCCCUACACAACUGUUGUCCACAAACCUCAAUAUAGAGUUGUAUUGAUCAAACCAGAGAAAGCCAUGCAUAUUACUAGAUCUUUUGGUCUCAACAUGGUCAUGAUGUAUGUUGCCGGGGAACGGUAAUUGAUCAUUUCCGAACCCAGUUCAUCCUCGUAUCUCUUUUUCACUUUUUAUUCUACCUUUACCCCUGCUACCCAGAGAAGUAUUCCUGUCAAACUCUUCUCGACUAUGGAGCAACCUCUCUUGGAGCUAUCCGCUCUAGGGGCGAAUUUUAUGAGCCAUCUCCUUCAUCGGAGCCAAUUUAUACAACUGGCUAUGAAAUUCGCCCCGAACUCAUCAGUAUGAUUAGAGAAAAUCUUUUUUCUAGCUUUGAUCUAGAAAAUCCCUACCAUCAUCUGUGAGACUUUGAGCAAGUCUGUUCAUGCCUUAAGAUUUGUGGUAUGAGACAAGAAACUAUAUGGUGGAAAUUGUUUCUGUUCUCCCUUCAAGAGAGAGCGAAGCAAUGGUACACCUCUACCAUUGGAUGUGUAAAUGGUAGUUGGGAAAAGUUACGAGUCAGAUUCUGCCUUGCCUUCUUCCCAGUUACUCGUAUAGCUGCCCUUCGAGUAGAGAUCCUUAGUUUCCAGCAAAUCAAAAAUGAAUCAAUCAGUGCAACCUCGUCGAGAUUCACUAAUUUAGUGCAGUCCGGACCAACCUUGUCCAUACCCGAAUAUGUACUCUUGCAACAUUUCCAUACGGGUUUGGAUAAGGAAUCUGCAUUCUAUCUGGACAUAACCAUCGGAGGAUCAUUCAUGCACAAAACACCAUCGGAAGGAAAAGUAAUUUUAGAUCGCAUUCUAGAAAAUACUCCCUUCAUGGCACAAUCUGAUGAACCCCAGCUAGAGGCAUCCGUGUCCAAGAUAGAGGAACCUUCAGCAAUUGAGUCACAAUCUGAGCCUUCCACUUCCACUGACUUGAUUGAUGAGAAAGUUCCUGAGCAGCCAUCCGUUGAGAAUGAAGAAAUUCAGACUCCGGCUCGUGCCACAACUCUGUUCAGGGACGGUUUUGACGAAGAUUAUGGCAACUCCCUGAACUAUUUCAGUAAAAAGAAACCACUCGUCCCCUUAACGCCUACUGAUCCUAUGGAACUUGGGUUCCUCAGGGAAACUGUUUGGGAGCUAACAUCCAUAAUGAGCAACGAAUGGCUAAGAGAGGCAGAGCUUUCAUCCGAAGUAAUUUGGAUAAAUACCCCUCCCGAAUCAUUCCUUGCCAUCUGGAAGGGAACGAUGUUGGUAUUCUUUACAGUCCAACUGUCGGGGUUAAUCUCAUCUCUGAGUCAUUUGCAUUCGCUUAUUUGAGCGAUAAGGCAGUAACCCCGAUAAACAAAUUCUUCAAGCACCCGAACGGAAAUAUUAUUGAAGGAUUUAGGAUUAUACAAGAUGUGCCUAUCUGCUUUGAAGAUAGGGAGGCAGUCUUGGAUUUCCACGUCUUUGAAAUUCAAGAUUUUGACAUUCUAAUCGGGCUUCUCAUUGAGCAACUCCUAAUAAACACGCCCCGGUUAGAUAGCCUCAAGAUAACUUUGGGAGGGAAUGAAUUCUCAGUCUCAUUCUCGCGGGCAAGGUUCGCCUUGAACGACUCUCUCCCAGAGAUUGAGUCAGCGGAGGAGGUUACAGCAGUUCCCCCUCACGAGUCUCCCAAGUCCCUUUUGGAAGAUGAAGUCCCUGACUUCAUCAAGGAAGAAGCGGAACCCCGAGAGACUCUCGAUCUUCCAAUCUUGGAACCACUACCUCGACCUCCGCAUGAGCUUAAACCUCUACCUCAAGGCAUACGCUAUGCUUUCUUACACAAUGACAGAGAAGCCCUUGUCAUAAUCAGUGACAAGCUCUCCGAAGACGAGACUCGACGUCUUCUGACUAUGUUAGAAAAGCAUCGCGCUGUUCUUGGCUAUUCCCUUCAAGAUCUUAGAGGGAUUAAUCCCGCGCUUUGCACCCAUCGUAUCACUAUUGACCCCGAGAGUACCCCCUCCAGGGAACCUCAACGACGGCUCAAUAAUGCGAUGCGAGAAGUUGUAAAGAAAGAGGUCCUGAAACUCCUGCAUGCCAGGAUUAUUUAUUCCAUACCAUACAGUGAGUGGGUUAGUCCGGUCCAGGUUGUGCCAAAGAAGGGAGGAAUGACGGUCGUUGCAAAUGCUCAAAAUGAACUUAUUCCGCAACGAACCGUAACUGGAUGGAGAAUGUGCAUAGAUUACAGGAAACUUAACAAGGCUACAAAAAGGAUCAUUUUCCGCUACCCUUUGUGGGGACACCCAAUAAAGUCAUGGUGCACCCACGAAUACGUAACUGCCCAGGAUAUUCAGUUACGCAUGAAAUGAUAUAAAAGCAUAAACUUCGAUUAUACAAUACUUAAGUCACUUAGUUCACAACACAACAUAAAUACAAACCAUUACAUAUAUGGCCUAUAAAGCCUUAUUUCUACAAACAGAUAAACUGCUAGACUUCACCACAGGAACUGCCUGAGCGUAGGAUGACCUAGUAGAAACCAUAGCUGUCCCACUCUAACGGGUCAACAGGAUCUUCACAAGCAUCUUCCUCCUCAUGAUCUGAACCCAUUUAUGAGUACAAAAGGUACUCAACAAGACAUUCUUAUGAUAAUAAAUACAAUAAUUGCAAUAUAAAACAUGUAGUAUCGAGAGCUGGAAGGUUUAAACCCUAACCUUAACAAUUAUUUCAUAGAGCCUAACUUAAUAAACAUUUGAUAUAAACAACACUAUUGAACAUUUAAUUUAAACAAUAAUAAUGAGCAUAAAAAUAUAUAUGUUACUUAUAAAUAACUUGAAUAGAACAUCAAGUAAUAAAUAAGUUAACCAUAUUAAUUAAUAGCCAUUUUGUUUAACUUGUGCCCAUAAUCUGGAAUCACCCAUAGACACAUCUCCAUUAACCGGGAGCACGGUGUAUUCGAAUACUCAACGACUCUGCAGCGUCUACCCAGCUUUACCCACACGAUACCCACAGCUGGCCAGGCUGAAAAGUA
Messenger RNA from Oryza sativa Japonica Group (Japanese rice), 4521 nucleotides. Lineage: Eukaryota; Viridiplantae; Streptophyta; Magnoliopsida; Poales; Poaceae. The record is from RefSeq and is a predicted model, not a curated record.